Lachancea mirantina is the source of this 897-nucleotide messenger RNA. The record is from the annotation of a GenBank genome assembly. Lineage: Eukaryota; Fungi; Ascomycota; Saccharomycetes; Saccharomycetales; Saccharomycetaceae.
AUGAGUUUGGUCCACAGACGAUUUUUCUCACUGCGGAGCCCGUUUAUUCAGCAGCGGCUGCCUACACUUCAGCAAUGCAGACAAGAUCCGGUGAAAUUGAUAGCUUUACCGUUAACGAAAACGAAAUCUUACAUAUUUUUCCGGUAUGCGCCCGAAUAUAUCAACACGAGAUCGCUGGCUAUCAAAUUUGAGAUAAAAGUGGCCCGCAAGGCCACUGAGCUUUGGAACAAAUUGCAAAAAUCGCCCAAAAGCUAUAAUAAGAAGAUUGUCAGUUCAAUCACAAGAUUGUUGGAUAAUACGCCCUGGACCGAGAAUGCACUGCGUACCGUACCAUCAGAAAGUUAUUUGCUCAAACGCGUCGUCGAGCAGAACCAGGAACGCACUUUGAGUCUCGCGGAAUACCUCAAGCGAGGUUCCAGUUUGACCGCGGAGCCUGUGACUCUGUACUAUCCGGCUGAUGUUCUAAGCGAAAGUCAAAUUCGGGCCAAUGCUUUACAAAUGUGGCAAACCGGUAUCAAAUAUCACAAAAAAUAUACAAUCAUGAGCCUGUUGGGCAUCCCACUGACGCUGCCAUUGGUUCUCGUUCCCGUAUUACCAAAUGUGCCUGGGUUUUACCUCUUGUACCGGGCAUACUGCAACUUUAAAGCGUACUGUGGCGCGAAGCAUCUGGAGUCUCUUUUCAGCAGCUCACAUCCUUCACGCGUGCGAUUCGUCGCCAUAUCUAAUACUGAGCAGGUUUUUACACAGCCCGGCGGACAAAAAGAAGCAGCGCUUUUGACUCCGCAAAAUGUUGAUCCUAUCCUCCAAGCGCUUGGCUGUGAGGAUAUGAAGUCAGCACUUGAAAAGGCAAUAAGACAGGAAUCCAAACAGGUCUCGCGUCAGGACGUGAGCAAAUGA